UUACAUCGUGUGACAUUAGUUCUUGUCAGACAGGUGCAUGAGGCACAAUGUUGCAGAUAAGGUUUGGGGCGACUCUACUGUUCCUUCUGUUGGUGGCCAGAUGUGUUGCAGUGGAAGAAACCCAAAGUAAAGGCUGUGUUUGCGGGCACCCUGGAAUACCGGGGGAUCCUGGACACAAUGGUGCACCUGGGAGAGACGGCCGAGAUGGACUCAGAGGUGACAAAGGUGAUCAAGGUGAAACUGGCCCAGCUGGACCAGCAGGAAAUGAUGGCAACAAGGGAGACAAAGGGGAGCUUGGUGCAACUGGCCCAGCAGGGCUCAAAGGAAAAAGAGGUGAUAAUGGAGAACGAGGGCCUCCUGGAAAAAUGGGGCCCCAAGGAGUGCAAGGGCCCACUGGCCUGAAAGGAAAUAAAGGAGAGCUUGGGCUGCCUGGACCCGAAGGACCCAAAGGAGAAUUGGGGCCACCUGGACCAGAGGGUCCAAAGGGAGAAAUUGGCCUGCGAGGCGACAGAGGCAUUCAGGGACCACUAGGACCCCCAGGCAAGCCGGGCCCUAAGGGGGAACUAGGUGUUCCAGGCCACAAAGGAAAUAUAGGCUACCGUGGGGAUAGAGGGUCUCGAGGUGAGAAGGGCGAUAUGGGUGAAAAGGGAGACGCACUUAUUAUCCCUAAAAGUGCCUUUUCUGUGGGACUCACGGCUCAAUCUAAACUCCCGGCAGCAAAUGCACCAAUCCGGUUUGACAAGAUUAUUUACAAUGAACAGAAUCACUACAGUAUGCAAACAGGAAGGUUCACAUGCUCCGUGGCAGGUGCUUACUUCUUCACCUACCACAUCACUGUAUUUUCCAGAAAUGUGAAAGUGGCCCUGGUGAAGAAUGGGGCAAAAAUCAUCCACACCACGGAUAACUACCAGAGCAGCGAGGACCAGGCAGCAGGGGGCGCUGUGCUGCACCUGGGGGUGGGGGAUAAGGUGUGGCUGCAGGUGGCUGGAGGAGAGCUGUUCAAUGGGCUCUUUGCUGAUGAAGAUGAUGACACUACAUUUUCAGGGUUCAUAAUAUUUGGAACUUAAUUCACCAUGCAUUCAUUUAUAACUACUGGUAUUAGAAAUAAUAAAAUACUUUUAAUAAUAGAAAUCAGCCAAUAGAGAUCAAUUUGCCACUGAAAUAUGGUUAAUUUUAUAUUCUGUUGUAGCAAAUGUUAAUAAAGUACAUUAUUAUAUAUUGUACAAAUUUGAAAAAUUGUAAUUAGCUUCCGAAUAAUCUAAUUUAUGUUUCUUACUAUAUCUCCUCUCAUAUAUUUCAAAAGGAAAUAUACUUUUCUACACUUGCUUGGCAAUUGUAAUUUGGCUGAUUAUAAUUCUAACUGCGAAACAAAUGACAAGCUUAAAAACACAGUUUGUUAUCAUACAUUAAGCUACCCUUAGAGGUUGUUCAAAUGUUACUACAAGAAAUACUUUUUAAUAUGAAUGAAUUAAUGAUGGACUACAAAGUGGUGCA
Messenger RNA from Stegastes partitus (bicolor damselfish), 1494 nucleotides. RefSeq names its product C1q and TNF related 9 (gene c1qtnf9). Gene Ontology annotation, molecular function: protein binding. Bases 48 to 1067 code for a protein of 339 amino acids. Lineage: Eukaryota; Metazoa; Chordata; Actinopteri; Pomacentridae. The transcript has 3 exons. The record is from RefSeq and is a predicted model, not a curated record.